AUGAAAACAAAGUUAUGUGUGGCAAGCUUGGAAAUAGUCGUGUACGAAGAGUUGUUGAAAUACUCUGCAAAACCACUCACAUUGAUGAUAUCUGGAGGGUCAAUACUCCGAGUGUUAGAAUGCGCCACGGUUAGCCAGCUUGACAAGAAAGAGUGGGUUGUUUUUUUUGCAGAUGAAAGGCUCGUUCCACUAACUGACGCGCUCAGCAACUACAACGAUGCAGGGGUGUUUUUGCAGGGCGUGGGCACAGUCCACCCGUAUAACACUGCCCUUACCCAUGAAGAAAUGAUUAGCGAGUAUAAAGAGCUGCUGCAGAAUGCAAAAAUAGACCUGGCUUUCCUAGGAAUAGGAGACGAUGGGCACAUUGCCUCUAUCUUCCCAGAGUCUUCAACCAUUGACUCAAGUGACAUUGUAACCAUUAUAAAGGACUCGCCAAAACCGCCUGCAGAAAGAGUCACAGUAACACCGCGCCUUUUGACCAUGAUCAAGAGAGUGGUCUUCCUAGUCCCAAGACUCCCAAAUGGUUUGAUUAAGACGGUCACAGAGCCCCACUUCUCUAUCCUUUCCAGGGUUAACACAGAAAUUGUAGUAGCCACAAUCGAUCCGCUUUCAUAA
This is a messenger RNA of Nematocida ausubeli, 615 nucleotides long. RefSeq lists its product as uncharacterized. The record is from RefSeq and is a predicted model, not a curated record. Lineage: Eukaryota; Fungi; Microsporidia. Bases 1 to 615 code for a protein of 204 amino acids. The transcript has a single exon. Gene Ontology annotation, biological process: carbohydrate metabolic process.